UGGUUGUAUUUAGAGGCGGUGCCAUCGACCGGGAGAAGGCUGUGUGACAGCGCUGGGUACGACUCUCCGAGGUCUAGGGUAGCGAGAAAGGAGCAUUUUUUUUACUACCACCACCGUCACCAAUUUAAUCCAAACACCAAACUCUUGUUGUAAUAAUUUUCAUCAAGGGUGUUUUGCAUUGGCCGAUUUUUUGUUUUCUCUUCCUCUCCGUCUCACAAGCGCUUAGCUAUCCGCUCUUCAGUUCGUGUUGCUGAUCCAACAUUCUGAGCUUAACUUUUUUUUCUUUUUUCUUUUUUUCUUUCAUCUUUUUUUUUACAAUUAUCAGCAUUUCUUAUUUUAUUAUUGCGAACGGCUAUUUUAUUUUUUAUUAUUUUGUUUUGUUUUGAUUUUUAUUUUUUAUAUUUUUGGGGUUUGGGACCCGUAUCGUAUUAUAGCCAUCCAACAUGAACAAGCUGUACAUUGGCAAUCUGAGCGAAAACGUGACACCCGAAGACUUGGAAAAAGUCUUUCAAGACUCUAAGAUUUCGUUCACCGGGCAGUUUUUGGUGAAAACUGGCUACGCGUUUGUCGAUUGCCCUGAUGACCAGUGGGCAAUGAAAGCCAUCGAAGCAUUUUCUGGGAACGUGGAGCUCCACGGCAAGCGCAUAGAAGUGGAACACUCAGUCCCCAAAAAACAAAGGACUCGUAAAAUCCAAAUCCGGAACAUUCCCCCACACCUGCAAUGGGAGGUACUAGAUGGUCUGUUGGCCCAGUAUGGGACUGUGGAGAACUGUGAGCAAGUGAACACGGAUAGCGAGACCGCUGUGGUAAACGUGACAUACGAAACGCGGGACCAAGCCAGACAGGCGAUUCAGAAGCUGAACGGAUACCAGUUCGAGAACAACUCCCUGCAGGUCUCCUACAUCCCUGACGAGGAGUCAGUGCAGGGGGGCCAGCAGGGGCCCGACAACGGGAGGCGGGCAGGGUAUGGCUCCCGAGGGCCCCCUAGACAAGGCUCCCCCGGAGCAGGGGCCCCCCACAAACACCAGCAUGCAGAUAUCCCCCUGAGACUGCUCGUACCCACGCAGUAUGUAGGGGCUAUCAUCGGGAAGGAGGGGGCCACCAUCAGGAACAUCACCAAGCAGACCCAGAGCAAGAUAGACGUGCACCGCAAGGAGAACGCCGGCGCUGCUGAGAAGCCGAUCAGCGUCCACUCGACCCCCGAGGGCUGCUCCGCCGCCUGCAAGAUGAUCCUGGACAUCAUGCACCAGGAGGCCAAGGACACCAAGACGGCAGAGGAGGUGCCCCUGAAGAUCCUCGCUCACAACAACUUUGUGGGGCGCCUGAUCGGCAAGGAGGGAAGGAACCUGAAGAAAGUGGAGCAGGACACUGACACCAAGAUCACCAUCUCACCGCUGCAGGACCUCACCCUGUAUAACCCCGAGCGCACCAUCACGGUGAAGGGCCCCAUCGAGGCGUGCUGCCAGGCUGAGGAGGAGAUCAUGAAGAAAGUGAGGGAGGCGUACGAAAACGACGUCGCUGCCAUGAAUCUCCAGGCCCACUUAAUCCCAGGUUUGAACCUCAACGCUCUGGGUCUCUUCCCCCCUUCCUCCACCUCAGCCAUACCUCCGCCACCGCCAGGGAACUCAGCUGCCACCCCCUACGGGUCAUUCGGGCAGACCCCAGAGCAGGAGACAGUCCACGUGUUCAUCCCUGCACAGGCUGUGGGGGCCAUCAUCGGCAAGCAGGGCCAGCACAUCAAACAGCUGUCCCGCUUUGCAGGGGCCUCCAUCAAGAUCGCCCCCCCUGAGGCUCCAGACUCCAAGAUGAGGAUGGUGAUUAUUUCUGGACCCCCGGAGGCUCAGUUCAAGGCGCAGGGCCGGCUCUACGGGAAGUUGAAGGAGGAGAAUUUCUUCGGCCCCAAAGAGGAGGUGAAGCUGGAGACGCACAUCAAGGUGGCAGCCUCGGCCGCCGGGAGGGUCAUCGGCAAGGGGGGCAAGACGGUGAAUGAGCUCCAGAACCUAACCGCUGCAGAGGUGGUGGUCCCGAGAGAGCAGACCCCCGAUGAGAACGAGCAGGUCAUCGUCAAGAUCAUCGGACACUUCUAUGCCAGCCAGCUGGCUCAACGCAAGAUCAGAGACAUCCUGACACUGGUGAAGCAGCAGCAGAGAGGAGGGUCCCACCGGCAGCACCAGCACUCCCAGCAACAGCCAGAGGACGAGGAGGCGGUCUCCCAGUCCCAACCCCCUCUGCAGGAGCAGGAGCAGCAGCAGGAGCGGAGAAAGUGAGGCGAGCAGAGAGAACGCCAAGACCACGAGAGAGAAAAACAAAGAACAGAAGGAAGGAUGAAAGAAAAAAGACGAAACCCUGCGAAAAGAGAAAAUCCAAAAUGAGUAAAUAAAGAAUGACAGAUUAGAAAAAAACAAAAAAAGAAAAAAGAAAGAAAACAGAGACCAGAUGCAAGGCCAAAAAGGAUGACUGGAAAUGAUAUUUUUUUUUUUUUUCAAAAAGCAUUACAAAAUUUUAAAACUUAAAAACCGCACACACUAAUAAAAGUUGUUAUAGUAAACUCAUAGCAAAGUGUGAUAAAGCAUAGAGAGGUAUGGGAAAGCCUAUUUAAAAAAAAAAAAAAAAAAGUUGUAAAUUUACUGCAGUAAACUUUUCGAAGGGGACACAGACAGAUACAGAGCAGCCAGUUCUCAAUUGACAGCUUUUGCCAAACACAAAGUCUUGGAUACAAAUAUGUAUUUAAAUAUAAACACAAGCAAUGUAUUUGCUAUUGCCUGUGAUAUUGUUUUUAAAUAUUCCGUCUGAAUAUUUGUAUGUUUUUAAAUACAUAUUUUGAAAUAUUCAGGUUUUAUUAUUCAUAUUUUGAAUUAUUAUUCAUAUUGUUCAGCUCAAACUGAAAUAAAUAAAAACUAUAAGUCCUGUUUUUUGUUUUAUUUUAUUUGUAAUUCUGUUACGACCGCACAUGGUUUAUUGAAACUUUUAUUAAAAUAUUAAAAUACAUUGUAAAAGGAAACAUGACUUUGAUGUUUGAAAAAAGCUCUCAAUUAGGAAAAUAACUCUGAGGGAGGAAUAUAUAUAUAUAUAUAUAUAUAUAUAUAUACCCCCUUUCUAUAGUAUUUGUAAGAAGUAAAUAAAAUGUGUCUUCAUUUCCAGUCAUUCUUUUAUUUGAAAAGGUGUUUUUUUUAAGAAUAUAUAUAUAUAUAAAGAGAUGUAACUAUUAUAUUACAGCAAUGAGGAAACCGAGAAAGGGAUUAAGAGAACAGGGACUGCAUAAUUUGCGUGCGGUGCAACGCACGCACGGCACAGUCAGACGCUCUCUCUCCCCUCCGCCAAGUGUGGGAUGAUGUCAUCGGAAUGCCGAGCCCACUGGUCACAUGACAUGAGGCAAGCAAACGUUCAAGACAGGAGGCGGCCAUUUACAGUUAACAUUGCCAACAACCAAACUGCCCACACGUGUGCAAAAAAGGUUGUAAAUAUAUUAUUAUUAAAAAACGCCAACUUCAUUGAAAAAAAGCAGAUAAAGAGAGAGAGAGAGAGAGAGAGCUGUGGGUCGUCACCAGACGAUGCCCCCUGGCGGUGCGAGAGAGAAUGACUCCUGGCGCGGAGGUGUAUCUGAAGUGGGCAAACUUGAGUAACCUGUAGAACGCGCGUUGUGUUGGUGGGAGAGCAGUAAUGUACUGAACCUAACACAGCACUAUUAAAAACAUAAUAAUAAUGAAUGAAGAAACCAGACAAAGAGCCACCUAUUCUAAACUGGCUCAGUGUUCUAGCAUCAGAACUGUCUGUGUCUGUAUUCUAACAUCAGAACUGUCUGUGUCUGUUCUAGCAUCAGAACUGUCUGUGUCUGUUCUAGCAUCAGAACUGUCUGUGUCUGUUCUAGCAUCAGAACUGUCUGUGUCUGUUCUAGCAUCAGAACUGUCUGUGUCUCAGUAUUCUAGCAUCAUUCUAGAAGGCGAAAGCCGAAAUGUUGUACCUAAUUGUUUUUUUAAAAAGCAUAGUCUCUAAAAGCUCUGGCAAGCAUUUUAUUUGGAGAUUCUGGAUAAAAGACUAUAGAAAAAGAUUCUGGCUAAUUUAUCGCCAGCAAUUUAAAAAAAGAAUGGUGUACCCUUAGCUCUGUCAUGACAUAGGCUACUAUUUUUUGGCAUGUUAUACAGAACCUCUGAGAGCGAGUUUGCCCACUGCAGAAAAAUCAAUGCUUCAUUUUAUUAUUUAUUAUUUCAUUAAAAUGUAUUGACGUUUUUAUAAGUGCUUUAAACGCCUAACGCAUCCCCUGUUCCCUUAAACAAAAAAGAGAGCGAGAGAGAGAGAGAGAGAGAGCGCACACGGGUUUAAAAUCCUAAACCAAGCGAAACCGUGUGCGUCGCUCAACGGUGCGGGUUUCGGGAGAAGGAGAGAAAUGAAAAAAAUCCUACCUCAAGGUGUAGUACCUCAGUGUUUGUUCUUUACUUUUUUUUUUGCUUGCUGGUAUUUUAUAUAAAGCUGAUAGUCUUGAAUAUUUUAUUUUUUUAAAUACAAAGAGAGCGAGAUAGUUUUUUUUUUUUUUUGUUAAGUACGUUGAGAUGAGCCUAGCUACGUGCUGGGAAAAUCAGAUAUACUAUUAAUGACGUUUAUAUAAAAAGACGAGGAGCUUUUUUUUUGUUUGUUUGUUAAUUAUCCAAACUCACUUUUUCGAGCUUGUGGAGGUCGGUCAUGUCAGGGGGAGAUGUAGAUACGAUACAGACGUGUGUGUGUGGCUGUCUUGUCACGGACGGUAGACUUUUAAAAAUACAUCCAUUGAAACACAUUGUAGCUUCUACUAUUGUCUUCCGAGCAGAUACAAUUUGAAGAGGAGUCGAGAGCGUCAUGCUGUAGCGACGCUCUCCCGGUCACACUGUUUCACACCUGUACACUUAGUGAUAUUCUAGUCCCUUCAGACACUGCGUGUAGAAUUGUACCAUGUUAACUUUCCUAUAUCUAAAAUUAAAUUCAUUUUACAAAAAUCCUGACUGAGGGGAACACGUUUCAAUAUGAAAUCUGAAUUUCCAGUGCGUACUCGUGUGAUCUGAGAACUUCGAACAAUUGAAUUGAACGAUCAUGUGGUGUGAGCUACUAUAAUAGAUAAAGUAAGGUCAGUCCAUUAUAUGAAAUAAAUCAUUUCAAAUGAGAGUGACGCGGACAGCCAGGCCAGACCGUCUCCCCUCCCCCUCUAGACAUUGAUGUUUUGUAAAGAAAAAGAAAAAAUAGAGAAAAAAUGCCGUUCUUUCUUGUUUAACCUAGGAAAUAAAUAGGAACAAAAUAAACAAACGAUACGUAAAAAUAAACUAAAUAAAACCUGUACAUAACGCGUAAAAGGAGAAGUUCAAAAAAUUAGUUCAUUUUGUAUUUUUAGAUGACUUUAAAUAAAAAGUAAAAAACAAAACAACAAAAAACAAAAAAAACAGCAUCUCCAUCCACACACGCCCUCCUCCGAUCGCUUCUUUCGAUCCAGUAGCUACAAGACUCCGCCACCGGGACAGCACAGCAGCGUUGAAUAUGCGCGUUAUUAGCAGCAGGUAAAGUCUAUUGUUUGUGCUUCCAUUUAUUUUAUUUUAUUUUAUUAUUUUUUAUUUUUUAUUUUUUUAAGAGAAGGGUUACUUAUCAUUAUGUGGGGUUUUCAUGACAUUUAAUGGUGGGGUAAUAGACAGGCAGGCAGAUGUUUAAAGAAAAGAAAAAAAUAACCCUUAAGUACUAUAGUCACACAACUUGAAGUACUAUAAUCACACACCUUGUACAAACACACAGAAGUGACGCACGCACUGCUUUAUGUGCAAACGAAGCUGUUUUCGCUCCACGGUUUUAAUGCUGGAUUUAUCUCAUGCGCCACCUGCAGUGUCGGACGUGUAACGGCAGCUGUGGCGCAGAACAGGUCAAAUUUAGAAUUGCCUACGUUUUAUUUAUAUUUUGUUUGUGCUAUAAAUGCAAUGACCACAGACGGUCCUGUGGGAAAAGAUCAUUUACUUGACUUUAAUAACUCUAAUAGUAUUGAAAACAAGCCAAACGAGUUCACAUGUACUGCAGAACACUAAACCAAGCCGUUCUGAACACACUGAAGUAGGCAAUUGUAAUAUUUAGCUGUUUAUGAGAAAGCAGCUGGCUCUUUGAGCUAAUAUAUAUAUAUAUAUAUAUAUAUAUAUAUAUAUAUAUAUAUAUAUAUAUAUGAACAGCAAGCGGCAUUCGGACAUGACAUCUGGUUAAGAACUGUUUCAUCAUCAACCAAAAUCGCAAAAAAGCAAUCAAAGAAAAAUAUAAAUUCAAAAAAUCUUCUGGGAUUUGGGUUAAUUACAAAGAAUCGUAAAUCGAGAGGGGGAGGGUGUGUGUGAGAGGGUCCCUUUACCUUCGAGAGAGUGGAGAGAGACAUUUUAAAAGAGGAGAUACGGGGGUCAAAUCUGGCAAUAACUAAACACAUCUCUGCUAUUGCUGUUAUUUUUAUUAUUGGACUUGACCAGGUUUAUUCCUAAAGAAUUAGGUAACGACCCCCCCCCCCCCCCUUCCCACUCUCACUCCCACUCCCACUCCCCUCCCCCACGCCAUAACCUUUACAUCUCCUCUCUCCCCUCUCUCUUUAUCUUUCUCUUUCUCUCUCCUCCCUCUCGCUUCCCAAAAACAUUUUCUUUAGACUUCAGAGAAAAUAAGCAAAGGAUGAGGUUUUCAAAUAACUUUUUAUUUUAGGGGUGGGGGGGGGGAGCAAGGAAGGAAUUUAAACCGAAAAUCACCAUCUAAACCUGUAAACCUGGUUAAGAUUUUUUUAUUUGAUUAGAUUAUUAUUAUUAUUAUUAUUAUUAUUAUAUACACGGCGCUUUAGGUUGUGCUAUCAGCCCAGUAAGAAUGGACAUUUCUACUGAUCUGGCAUCUGUCCGGUCUAGUUUCAUAAUUCCCUCUAUUAGUAAAACUCCUCUGUACUUGACCUGUGUGUUUUUCACUAUGGGGAGGUACAGCGUUUGCUGCAGGUUUAUGAAUCCUUGCGAAUCCAUUUUCAAAUUUGCCUGGUUAAUAUAUCGGUGUUAAUAUACACUAUCGAGCUCAUGUUUCGUCUCUCAACACGUGAAUGAAUUACAUUGAUGAUGUCCGUAUAGGCUUAUAUUAAAAGUAAAGCGAUGACUAACAGCCACUUGCAGGGAUGGAAAUAAGACUCCUGUUGCAUAGGUUUGCUAUGAUUUUAAUAAGACGCACCUCAGCUUGUUACCUGCACACUGUGGCUAGCUCAUAAUAAACCCUGGAAUGGGUGAAACUGCUAUGCAAUAGGAGCCUUAUUACCAUCCCUGCACCUUAUAUGAAGACCAGUGCAAAAAGGCCUUGCUUUUAUUAGUUGUAUUAAUCAUGUGCAUGCUUUCUGGUAAUAUUGAUAAUCCACAAAUUGCUGCUUCGCAGAACCACAAAAAAAAAAAAAAAAAAAAAACACAUAAAUUCUUCUUCUGUUGUUUUAACUUUUGCUUUAUAAAUGAAUUUGCAUUUCUUUGAGUGGGGUCCUCUAAACAGCAGGAUAUGGUCCUUCAUCGCUGACUGGAAUAGAUGAUGUUGUCACGGUUAAAUCUUCCGUUUUUCUUUUUGUUUGUUUUUUCCCAGAACAAACACAACACAGCUGCAAGGCGCUUCUACAAACCUUUGUAAUGCAUGGAUUUUAAAAAAAUCAUUCAUGAAUUAAUUAAUACAACUACCUCAACACUUUCGUCACAAGAUUGUUUAACAUACAUAAAUAAAUAAAUAAAUAAAUAAAUAAAUAUUUAACAAACAAACAUAUAUAUGUGUAUAUAUAUAUAUAUAUAUAUAUAUAUAUAUAUAUAUAUAUAUAUAUAUAUAUAUAUUAAUCCUAACAUUUGCAUUUUCUCACACACACAAGAAUCAUGUUUUUUUUUUUUUGUAUUUUUUUUUUAGUUGAAUUUGUAAACAGUGCAGAUGAGCGAGUGUGUUUCAAUGCGACAAGUAAAAAAAAGGACUGGGAGGGGUUAACAUCUGAUAAGGGUUCAUUCUCGAUCCAGUAAGUAGUACGUUGCCCGUCCCCACGUGUUGCUACAACUGUUUAAACACCCUACCUGUCAUUUUGAUUUUCAUUGUUCACAUCCUGACAGCUUCUUACACUGAUAACUUUUAAAGUCUAUUUCAAUGCUCUUUUCAAAAUGUCCGCUCUAGUGCACUAGGGUUUGAGAUCUGUUCUCUAAACCAUAGCAAGUGCUCUGUCUUUUCUGUUCCACACCACAUCAUGGGUCAUUAUUGCUGUACCUGUUUGGCAAUGUGGGCAAUAACCCUACACCAGUGAUUCUCAACCUCGGUCCUAGGGCCCCUCUGUGUUUUCAUUCCAACUGCGCUCUCAAUUACUUAACCAAACCCUUCAACUCAUAAUUAGCUUAUUUAAGCCUUUUAAAUUGUUUCCAACUCUUAAACAGUUAGAGAUUUCAACUUCACUAUAUAAAAUGUGAAAAUUAACUUGAAAUCUAUAUCUGUUUAAGAGCUGAGAAAAAAUAAGAAGGUCUAAUUAAGCUAAUUAUGAGUUCAAUUAAGGGUCUAGUUAAGUAUCUGAGAGCUUGGUUGGAAUGAAAACCAGCAGCCACAGGACCGGGGAUGGGAACCACUGAUCUAAACUAUCAUCGCUGCUCUAGAGCGGCCAUUUUGAAGAGCUUUGAAAUAGAGUUUAAAGUUAUAAGUGUAAAAAGUUGUCAGGAUGUUAACGAUACCCUGCUACUUACUCUUUAAGGCUCAGUAUAGAGCAGGGGUAUAGAGCAGCCCUGGUUCUGGAGAGCAACUGGGCUGCUGGUCUUCCUUUCAACCAAUCUCUCAGUUACUUAACUGAACCAAUUAUUGGAUUAAUUAGUCAAGAUUAACAGGCGUUCCAGAUUUUUAGCCACUGAUGAUGUAAAGACACCUAGAAAACCUGCUGGAGAGGGGCUCUCCAGGACCAGGGUUGAGACUCCUGCUAUAGACAGUUUAGUUGUAUAGGCCGAUGCAGGGCAUGGUAAUGAACGCAUCGCGCUCAGCAAACUCGAUGGAAUUGCCAUGACGUAAGCGCCGCGCGAUGGUUCCAUUCACCGCGAUUGCAGCGUUCUGUUGUUCAGGAUUUCCUUUUUUGAGCCUGUGGUUGACCUCCGCGAACCGCAGCCUGUUGAGAUAGGAGGGUAAAACUAUCCCGCCCGUUUGCACCUGUAACCCCCGCGCCUCCUGGAGCAUUUACUCUGGAAGCACGGCACAAACUCGCCCGCACUUUAAUUCAAGAGCAGGCACGUUCUUUUUUCUUUUCUUUUUAUUUUGUAGCCAUUAAAAUGCUUUUGUUGAUCUACCUCUUAGGAUGUAAUAGCAAAAUAAUAAUAAUUAUAAUAAUUAAAGUAAAAAAAGGAGACAUUUGGUUCGUGGCAUUUUCAUAUAGUGUAGUUAAAAAAAAUAAAUAAAUAAAAAUAGUCUACAGAUACUUUUAACUUCUUCUUCCAAAGAUAAUAUUUACUUUUUUUUCCCAUAACUCGAAAUCGUUUUUAAAACAAAAUGUAAAAGAAAUGAAAAAAAGAGAAGUGAUCGUUUUAAUUUCCCAUUUUCAUCUUCCUCAUUUAGCAUUUGAAACUGAAACUCUUUACACUAUAUAUAUAUAUUUUUUGAUUGCUUUUAAAACGAUGACAUGGGAUUGUAAUUGUUGUUUAAUUGUUGCAUUAGGAUCUUUUUUUCUUUCUUUCUGUAAACAGCGGAAGUAACCCUGAUACAAGAUGUUUCAAUCAGCAUGUUAACAAGAGAUCAACACAUAUUAAAGACAGAAUUCUGAUUGA
This is a messenger RNA of Acipenser ruthenus (sterlet), 9749 nucleotides long. Its product is annotated as insulin-like growth factor 2 mRNA-binding protein 1. The record is from RefSeq and is a predicted model, not a curated record. The transcript has 15 exons. NCBI's taxonomy places the organism in Eukaryota, Metazoa, Chordata, Actinopteri, Acipenseriformes, Acipenseridae. Bases 444 to 2267 code for a protein of 607 amino acids. Gene Ontology annotation, biological process: nervous system development; regulation of gene expression. Gene Ontology annotation, cellular component: cytoplasm; cytosol; nucleus. Gene Ontology annotation, molecular function: mRNA 3'-UTR binding.